GUUGCUUUCCGAGGAAUAUAAUAUAUUAUUACGUUGUUGUAGAAAUACUUAAAACACGAUGCAUAACAAGCAAAUUUGCAGCAAUCUUGUUCUAACAUACCUAUAUAUUCAUUGCCAAUAACAAAGAAAGUUAUGUAUUUUCAUCAUUGUAUCUAUGUGUAUCUCUCUUUACUUUCACUUUCGCUUUGUUCGCUGGCUAGUUGUACGAUAACUGGAGCUUUUAUUGUUCCGCAUGGUGGCAUUGUACUUGCACCUGAUCAGUUCAACACUACAAAUGCUACUGCCAAGGAACACGCAUGGAUAUUACAUAAAAACUACAGGCUUAUUGGACAACAUAUUGAUGAUUUAAACCCUGAUAUAAUCUUUUUGAGUACCCCACACGGGGUGGCAGAUUCGGACAAGUUUAUGUUGUAUUUGAACUCAGCAGGACAGGGGAGUGCUGAUACAGACAAUAUUCAGUGCCCACCAGCUUGCUUCAACAUUUCGGCAAACUUUGCCUAUGGCAUAUCGGAAGACAUUGUCAAUUUGUUUAAGAAUACAUUUAAGUUAUCAGGACUUAGUGCAUUUGGACCACCAGGGGGCUCAGAGUAUUUCCCACUAAGAUGGGGUGAAGUGAUUCUCCUUUACACCAUACCUAAUUUAUCAAGGAUCCAGAUUAUUGUUAUGAGUCAACCUAGUCGCCGAUACACAGAAUCAGUUGCUAUGAUUCCAGAACUUUUAGAACUAGGUACCCAACUAUACCAUUAUCUCCGUGCCUUGAACCAGACAGUGGUUGUGAUAGUGAGUGCUGAUCUGGCCCAUACUCACCAGAAAAAUGGACCAUAUGGCUACUCUGAUGCUGCUGAACCGUUUGAUCAGGCAUGUGGACAUUGGGCAGAGACUCUGGACAGUAACAGCCUACUGACCACUGCAGCCAAAUAUGUGGACAAAGCUCUGUCAUGUGGCUACACAGGAAUGGUCAUGCUUCAUGGGAUGUUGAGCGCUGGUCAGCUGUCGUCAUGGAUACCAACACUGUAUGCAAAUUACCAUCCAAGUUACUAUGGGAUGAUGCUAGCAUCUUUCUUGCCACAUUAAUUUACAGGACAUUCUGGAUCUAUUUAUUAACUGAUAAGAAUUUAAUUGUUUUACGGUAUAUGAAGCACAUGUUAUUUAGAAAAAAAUCUUGUUCUUCAAAACAAGGAUUUAUAUAAUAUGAGCAUAGACAGGGAUUAGUAACUUGCUCUUUGUAAUACUACUUGUAUUCUUGUGACAAGUUAUAUUAUAUGUCUGAAUGACCACCCUUCAUUCUCAACCAAAUGACUCCACACUAACAAAAAAACUCAACAAAACUUUUCAAUUUCAAGGACACUUAAAGAGAGACAGGUGAUUCAGAUUGAAAUGAGAAAACAUGAACAUGAUAUGCUAUAGUGUUUCCUCAAGGCCAAGCCACUGAUCUGCCUAAUUUAUGUCACUGAUCAAUGACAUAUAACAUUGAGCCUGAAGUAGUUGUAUCAAAUUUUUAAACAAAUAAGAACUGUUUCCUGAUCAUUUAUAUAUUUCAAAUGAUUUAACAUUGUGAAUUUGAGACAGUAGCUAUUAAUUACUACAUGAGCUUGAUUGGAUUUUUCGUAAGUCAAAACUCUAACUAUUGAAAAUGUGCUGAAUCUUCUCAAGAUUAUUUCCAAUAAAACAUAUUUGGCAAAUUCUAAUGCCCACGUUCCUUUGUGAAUGUUUGAAUGAAUACACAUUUCAAGUUAAUCAUUCACAACAAAACUGUUUCUUCCCUGCCAAAAAUGCUUCAUUUUAGUAUCUAUUUGUACAUUUAUUUAAGUAAUUGAACUUCUUGUUUCAAUGAAUAAAAUGUGUGCAUCACAA
Molecule: messenger RNA, 1854 nt
Organism: Mizuhopecten yessoensis (Yesso scallop)
Lineage: Eukaryota; Metazoa; Mollusca; Bivalvia; Pectinida; Pectinidae
Product: protein CA_C1420-like
Exons: 4
Coding region: 133-1074 (313 amino acids)
Molecular function (GO): oxidoreductase activity; ferrous iron binding
Source: RefSeq, a predicted model, not a curated record